Molecule: messenger RNA, 102 nt
Organism: Ostertagia ostertagi
Lineage: Eukaryota; Metazoa; Nematoda; Chromadorea; Rhabditida; Trichostrongylidae
Source: the annotation of a GenBank genome assembly
AUGCUUCGUGUGUUGCUGAGUGGGCCGGCUGGCAGUGGGAAGAAUACAGUUGCAAAGAUGUUGUUGAAGGAAUUCGAUCAGUUUGGAUAUUUUCUGCUGUGA